UGGAAACGAAGGCCCUCAACAACAAAACAAGACAGCGCAGCACAACAGCAUCAUGGGUGACAAGGGACAAGCCAGCAGCAAGCCGCCUCCCAACGUGGUGCACCAGAACGCCAUCAUGGUUGAGACCAUCAAGAAGGAGCACCGUAACCAGAAACUCUUCACAAACUACACAGUCAACCCACACGGGAAGCCGCUGUGCCUUGCAGAUAAGCCCAACAGGACAGUGCCAGCAGAGUUCUCCGAGCAAACACAAUCGUCGCUGCUCACAACCUUGCAGAAGGGCAAGCAGACGCCGAAGCAAAAAUACUCCAUGCCCAUGACCAGCUCACAAGAAUAUGGUUGGGACAUUGAGGACGAUGACAUGAAGAAGCCGCCGACGGUGCUGCACAGACCAAAGGAGACAACAGAACUCACCCGCUUCAUGAGCGAAUUCUGGAAGCAAAAGGAGCAAGCAAACCUUGGGAGUCAACAGACCCAAGAAGCGGCCAAGAAGUAACCAGCACAGUCACAUCUCACCCAUCAUCCAUCAAUUAUCCCUCUCCCAUUUCCAACCCACGCACACACGCACACACUCAUGCACACACUCAUGCACACACACACACACAAACGCAACGCACAAGUAUGCACGCACGCACAAGUGUCAUGCAGAAUGAUUUCCUUGACCAAAGGGGGUUUUGCUUUAUCGUUACUUGCAACCACACGACUCUAAGCUGCCUGCACCCUAUCACCGUCACCACCGCCAUCACCACCACCAUCAUCGUCGUCAUCACCAUUGUCGUCGUCGUUGUCAUGCCUGUCACCAGCAUUAAUUGUGCGCGUGUGUGACCAAGUACAUACAUCUGAUCACAGA
Messenger RNA from Salpingoeca rosetta, 850 nucleotides. RefSeq lists its product as uncharacterized. The coding region runs from base 53 to 496 and encodes 147 amino acids. Lineage: Eukaryota; Choanoflagellata; Craspedida; Salpingoecidae. The transcript is spliced from 5 exons. Gene Ontology annotation, cellular component: ciliary base. The record is from RefSeq and is a predicted model, not a curated record.